This is a messenger RNA of Danaus chrysippus (African queen), 657 nucleotides long. Lineage: Eukaryota; Metazoa; Arthropoda; Insecta; Lepidoptera; Nymphalidae. The record is from the annotation of a GenBank genome assembly.
AUGUUGAAAUCAGAAAUAUAUAAACCUGAAACAUUCUUAUACUUUUCUUAUGGGAGCAAUAUGUUUUCGUUUAGAAUACACAUGAAUAAUCCAACAGCAGAAUUUGUAUCGAUAGCACGACUUGAUAAUUACAGGUUAGAUUUCAUAAAAUAUUCCAAAUUCUGGGGAGGACCUACAGCUACCAUCGUGCCGACUGCGAAUGCACAAGUAUGGGGCGUAAUAUGGCGAUUGUCAGUAGACAAGUUGUCGAUUUUGGAUGAGCAAGAGGGCGUAGAACGUAAAAUAUACUACCCAACCCAUGUUCAAGUGCUCACACCUUACAUGGGGUCUUUUACUUGCCGUGUUUACGUUCACAAGGUCAAUCCAUUGCCUAGAGGAGACAAUGACGUCAUACCUGUUGAGCGCUGGCCUUCUUGGACCUACAAAGAAGUUAUCAUCAUAGGUGCGAUGGAGCACGAGCUGCCGGAAUACUAUAUACAGAGUUUAGAGAAAAUUAAAGAUAACGGGGAAAGGGGAUGCCUCAAGAUGUAUAGUCUACUGAUACGUUAUGCUAAUGACCCUCCUUGUAUAUGUCCUCUCCCGCGCAAAAUACCGAAUCCACCGGUACUAGACUUGAAAGCAAUGAGAGAACGAAGGAAACAGGAAACUGAAAACUAA